Molecule: messenger RNA, 483 nt
Organism: Monoraphidium neglectum
Lineage: Eukaryota; Viridiplantae; Chlorophyta; Chlorophyceae; Sphaeropleales; Selenastraceae
Product: DNA-directed RNA polymerases I, II, and III subunit RPABC3
Exons: 5
Coding region: 1-483 (160 amino acids)
Biological process (GO): DNA-templated transcription
Cellular component (GO): RNA polymerase II, core complex; RNA polymerase I complex; RNA polymerase III complex
Molecular function (GO): DNA-directed RNA polymerase activity
Source: RefSeq, a predicted model, not a curated record
AUGAGCAGCAACGAGCUCUUUGAAGACGUGUUCGAUGUUCAGCGAAGAGAUCCGGAUGGCAGGAAGUUUGACAAGGUGUCUCACCGCGAGGCGCCCGCCGCAGUGUCCCGCUACGUACUCAAAUCGGACCUGUAUGAGUUUGAAGCAACAGUCGACAUCAAUAUCGACAUCUUCCCCCUCCAGGUCGGCGACAAGGUCAGCCUCUGCCUGGCGCGCACCAUCCACAAGGAUGGCACCGCAGAGACAGGCAAGUACGAUAAGACGUUUCCAACCUUCUCCAAGAAGGAGACGCUGCUGGACAGCUACGACUACGUGAUGCACGGCAAGGUGUUCAAGUACGGUGACACGCAUUCUGGCGGUUCCACCAAGCUGGAGAUAUACUUCAGCUUCGGGGGCCUUCUGAUGAAGUUGGUGGGCGACCCCUCCAAGCUCAAAGUCAUUGAGGUCGACAGCACAGUUUACCUGCUCAUACGCAGGCUUUAG